Molecule: messenger RNA, 1040 nt
Organism: Physella acuta
Lineage: Eukaryota; Metazoa; Mollusca; Gastropoda; Physidae
Product: vacuolar protein-sorting-associated protein 25
Biological process (GO): protein transport to vacuole involved in ubiquitin-dependent protein catabolic process via the multivesicular body sorting pathway
Cellular component (GO): ESCRT II complex
Molecular function (GO): protein homodimerization activity; structural molecule activity
Source: RefSeq, a predicted model, not a curated record
CCUGUUUUCGAUACUAAAAACAGUAAACAAUCAAAAUGGCUGACUUCGAUUGGCCAUGGCAAUACAAAUUUCCUCCUUUUUUCACAAUACAGCCCAAUAUAGAGACACGUAAAAAACAGCUAGAAGCUUGGUGUAGUCUAAUUCUCGGGUAUCAGCGCCACAUCAAGCAAUACAAUCUUGAUGUUACCGAGGCACAGGCAUCAGAACUGUUUUACAACAAACAAUUAAAUAGAAGGCUCUCCCUUGAUGCAAUUUACACAGUGCUAGAAGAAUUAAGGAAAAGAGGUAACCUAGAAUGGAAGGACAAGAACCGUAACUCAUGUAUGCUCAUAUGGCGGUCACCAGCAGAAUGGGGAAAAAUAAUAUACAACUGGAUAUCCUCGAAGUCAAUGAACAACACAGUGUGUACACUGUAUGAGCUGACCAAUGGGGAUGACACAGAAGGUCAAGAGUUCCAUGGACUAGAUAAAGAAAUUUUUAUAAAAGCCAUGAGGAGUUUAGAAGCUGAGGGUAAGGCUGAGCUAAUGGAUUUUGGAGGCACUGAAGGGGUGAAAUUUUUCUGAGAGGCUGCAAGCCUCAGACUGAUGAUGGCUGAGAUGAAUGUGUUGUGUGUGAGUAUCUGUGUGUAUGCGUGUUGCCUGAGGGGAAAAAUUGAAUGAUGGGCCACUUAAAAAUAUUUUAAUGUGAAUGCAUGUUUGACUACUGACAAAUAUUUGUAUGUGUCACUGAUAAAUAAAUAGUGGUAUGGUUUUGAGAAAUUAACUUCAUUAAGCCAUUGAAAAUGUAUUUGUUUAGUUUAUGUUAUGUACAUAUUUGUAUGAAAUAUCCACCUAAAAUGUUUAUGAUACUAAAUCUGAGUAUGAAUUAUAAGUGAGAAGAACGGUCAGAUGUUUUACUGUAAUGGUGUUUUAAAUGUUUUAGCAUGGUAUGAAUUGUAUAAGGAGUUUUUUCAACUUGUUUAUUUUAUUGAAGAUAAAAUGUUCAUUUUAAAUGCAAAAUGUUUAUUUUAAAUGCUUGUAAUAUGUAUGUCUAUGCUAUUU